Molecule: messenger RNA, 2784 nt
Organism: Lodderomyces parapsilosis
Lineage: Eukaryota; Fungi; Ascomycota; Pichiomycetes; Serinales; Debaryomycetaceae
Gene: ACE2
Product: DNA-binding transcription factor
Exons: 1
Coding region: 1-2784 (927 amino acids)
Biological process (GO): regulation of transcription by RNA polymerase II
Molecular function (GO): RNA polymerase II cis-regulatory region sequence-specific DNA binding; DNA-binding transcription factor activity, RNA polymerase II-specific
Source: RefSeq, a predicted model, not a curated record
AUGGAGAAAUACAUCAUGUUUGGAGAUGAAGGGGAAACCUUGAGACUGGAUCUACAAUUCAAUGUCGACAAUUUUGAUCAAUUUUGGUUACCUCUGGAUUUCAAUAAUAAUAACAACAAUAACAACAACAACAACAACAACAACCCCACGGCAGCCACCACCACCACCAAUCCUUCCAACAACAACAACGACAACGAUAUUGACUACUUGAUUAAUGAAACACUUAAUGGAUUGCAGGAUUUAGAUGUUCCUAGUGGAUUUGCCAUGAACAACAACAACAAAGGAACAAUAGGAGGUAAUGUCAAUCCUGCCCCUUCCGCAUCUGCAUCUGCAUCAGCUUCAUAUAGCCAUCAUUCAAGACACAAGUCUAAAACUCAUAGUAGACAAAUGAGUGGUACUGCAAUAUUUGGGUUUAUUGAUCAUACCAGAGACUGGUCACUUGGUGGUGGAACUAUUCAACCUAGUGAAUUUUACAAACCUAAUCAGCAAUUAUUUGGUAAAUCUAUUGAUUGGAGAAACAUCAGUCCCAGUGACUUGUUGAACCCCAGUGGUAAUGUUCAACAACAACAACAGCAGCAGCAGCAACAAAAUGAUACCGCUAAGCCAGCGGAUCAAGCACCAUCGCCUCAGAGCCAAAUGAACAAGCUGGUCAAGAAAAACACCCCCAGUCAAGAUAUCCUAAAUUUCAAUUUCGAUAAAAACCCAAGUGACGACGAUGAUGAUUUUGUAACCCACCGAUUGGCACAACUGUCACCAAUUAAACAAAUCUCCACCCCAACCAAAUCACAACAAUAUUAUCAAACUCAAAAUCCAAACUUUAAUCAUCCACAUCAAAUUAGCGCCACUCAACCACGAACUACAAAACAAAAUGACUAUGUGGUCACUAAUCAAAGUCCUAAAUCGUACAAGUUCCCACCACCACCUGCACCAAGAUCAAAACAAAAUAAACUCGAGCAACAAAUGUCUCCUUCACCAUUACAAAAUAAAACCAACAAGUUUCAGUUUCGUCAAAAUGAAACAAACAAGAUUGUCAAUUCUUAUUCAGCUAAAUAUUUGCAAUCAUUACAGUACGUGCAGCAUCAGCAACAACAACAACAAAAAAAUAGUUUCAUGAGUGAUGCGUUUUUGCAACCGAAAUUGCCAUUCGAAUAUGUUGAUGAUUUUGAGCCGUUAUUGGAAGAAACGGAUUUACUACAGCAGGUGAAUGAUGAACAAAUGGAUUCAGAUAUGCAAUAUGUUCCAUUACCUGUACGAGAGCCCACUUAUCAGGUCACGUCAACCAAUAGUCAAAACACCUACCAAUCAAAUCAACAACAACAGCAACAGCAGCAACAGCAGCAGCAGCAGCAGCAGCGACAACAACAAGAACAGUUGAUGUCACCAGCAAUGACACAAGUGGCAUUGCCAGAAAAGCAACACCCUCCAAGCUCAGUUGAACAACAAUUGCAAUCACAACAAACAAAUGAACUUGUCAAUAAUCUCCUAUUCAAUACUUUUUUACCACCACCCUCUCCGCCAACACUUUCCAACUCCAAUGAUUCACCCAAUUGGCAAUCAUCGCCAGAACCUCAAUCUCCAUCACCAGGGAGAUCCACCACCAGUUUGUUUCAGCAUAGUCAACAACAGCAGGAUGUGUCACCCUUACAUCCAAGUUUAAAAAAUUCCAAUGUCAAUUUCUACACGCCAAUGUACUACAAUCGAGAGCAACAGCAGCAGCAGCAGCAACAACAACAACAACAACAACAACAGCGCCACCUGGACUUGCCUUUAUCGACCCCAUUGCAUCAUAUUCAAGAGGAAGAGCAACUCAAUGAAGGUGAUGAAGAAUCACCAAAUAAAUUGACUCUUGACCAAAUACAAAUGCAACAACAACAAUUGCAACAAUUGAGUCAAAAAUUUAAUCCAUCAUCUCAGCCUUCAGCCACAACGGGGUCCACCACCACUACUAGACAAUCAACAAUAAGCCCUUCGCGCAACAUCAACUACCUAAACUCGUCUCCGUUUUCAACUAUUAACUCAUCACCAAUACGGUACUAUACAUCUCCAGACAAGCCAGCUUCUAGCAGAGCCUCUCAACAACAACAGCCACCACCACCUACACCAACCCCUGCCCAACAAACUGACGCCAGUCCUGAUCCUAAUGCCACCAUUGCUCAAAUCACCCCACUUCGCAACAACACCUAUUUGUCCACCCCCGUCAAAUCCAAAACUUUUCAACAACAGCCAUCUUUAGAAUGGAGCCCCCUAAUCAGCCCCAACCUGAAAAACUCCCUCAAAAAACAACUCAAGGAUUCUUCACCACGUAACCGAAUUAAGAAAACCUCAUUACUCCCACCGGGUGCCAUUGACAAUUACUGGACAGGCCCAACCAAGGAUAAGAUGUUUGUGUGCACUUUCAAAAACUGCGGCAAAAUAUUCACUCGCAGAUACAAUGUUCGAUCACAUGUUCAAACUCACCUAAGUGAUCGGCCAUUUGCAUGUCAGUUUUGUGGUAAACGAUUUGUGAGACAACAUGACUUGAAUCGACAUUUAAAGGGCCACAGUGAAUCGAAAUUGAGUAAAUGUGCUUGUGGGAAGGAGUUUGUUAGAGUUGAUGCCAUGAAAAAGCAUCAAGAGAGAAAUAUCUGUGUUGGUGGGGUAAAGGGCAUGGUUAAUAAACCAUCAACAUCGAAACUAAAUAAAAAAAGUUUUAAUGGGGAUGAUAUUGUUGGCGUUGAUGAUAAACGUGUACAGAGGAAAUUGUUUACUGAUUUACUUGAAGUGCAAAGUGGAGUGAAGAGCUAA